Nerophis ophidion (straightnose pipefish) is the source of this 1316-nucleotide messenger RNA. RefSeq names its product guanylate cyclase activator 1Aa (gene guca1aa). Bases 91 to 660 code for a protein of 189 amino acids. Gene Ontology annotation, molecular function: calcium ion binding; calcium sensitive guanylate cyclase activator activity. NCBI's taxonomy places the organism in Eukaryota, Metazoa, Chordata, Actinopteri, Syngnathiformes, Syngnathidae. The record is from RefSeq and is a predicted model, not a curated record. The transcript is spliced from 4 exons.
CUGCCCUUCUUCACCCUGUGACGCCCCGCGGUUGUGUGACUGUGAAGCACCACUUCGCAGUAGACCAAGACGGGAGUCGGCGGCGACAUCAUGGGCAACUCGACAGGCAGCACGGUGGACGACCUGCAGGCGGUGGAGAUGCACCUGUGGUACAAGAAGUUCAUGACUGAGUGCCCGUCGGGUCAGCUCACCCUGCAUGAGUUCAAGCAGUUCUUUGGGCUGCGCGGGCUGGACCCCGAGGCCAACGCCUACAUCGAGCAGAUGUUCCGUACCUUCGACAUGAAUAAGGACGGCUACAUCGACUUCAUGGAGUACGUGGCGGCGCUGAGCCUGGUGAUGCGCGGCAAGAUGGAGCACAAGCUGCGCUGGUACUUCAAGCUCUACGACGUGGACGGCAACGGCUGCAUAGACCGCCAUGAGCUGCUCAACAUCAUAAAGGCCAUUCGCGCCAUCAAUGGCAACGAAAACCAGGAAACGACGGCAGAGGACUUCACAAACAACGUGUUUGACAGGAUCGACAUCAAUGGCGAUGGCGAACUCUCCCUGGAGGAGUUUGUGGCAGGCGCUCGCACAGACAACGACUUCAUGGAGGUGAUGAUGAAAAGUCUGGACCUGUCCCACAUCGUGGCCAUGAUCCACAACAGAAGGCACAGCGUUUAGGACAAUUAUUUGUAUUAUUCAGUGAUUAUGCCAUAUUUAGGUUACUGUAUCACAAGAUGAACGCUGACAAAUAAUCCACACUUAAAUUGAUGGAAGUUAUCUAAAAAAAAAAGCAUUACAAGUAUUUGAAAAAUGGCCCACUGUGUUGCAUCAUUGCAGAAUACUCGAGAAAUAUAGCCCACUCAAUAGGAAAAAUAAAGUAUGCUGAUUCACUUCUUGUAUAUACAAUGCUUAAUAACCUAGAGCACAGCCUCUCAAAAAGUUGAAGUUUUUAUUAUGAAAUAUGUAUUUUAUCAACUGUUUUAUGUAUUUGUGUAAUGUACAAGGUCAAUGUAUGGCAGUGAGGGUCUGCAACAGCAUUUUGAUACUUAAAUCUUGGAAUUGUACGUGUAAAUAUUGUGAAUGUUUUCAUUUUAAAAUCAACUUGCCAAGGUACUAGAGAUGGAAUUUCACCAUUAGUUAUACUAUCACAUACUGUAUAAUACAUAUCAAAAGUUAAUUAAUAUUUGAAUAACCUAAAUCUAAAACAAAUAUUUUUAUGUGUAAAUUUCCAACAUGUUUAAAUAAGUUGCGAGGAUGCAACACAGAAUCAUCGUGAUUUCAUUUUUUUGAUUUGAAGUGCUUGUUUGUACAAUAAAAUAAAGAUGAUCACUCGU